GGUGAAGUCUGAAAUCUGUGUUCCGAAACACUGGCACUUGCUCGCACUCUCCUGUUGGCGCUAGCAGCGACUGUGCGCGGUUGUUACGGUUGCUGCGGAUCAUGAUUCCGCCGUGGCAGUUCUGCACACUGUUUUGAUAGUAUCGCACAAGAUGAUCUUCAUAAACCUUCGUGAAGUCGUGAGGAUGAAGUGCAGAGCGGUCAUUCCCUGCAACCACAUCCGGAGAAAGAUGUGUCACGGAACAUCCAACUCCGCACGUCAACGUCGGAAAUCAUAUGAUAUUAUAGUUGUAGGAGGUGGUCACGCCGGAACCGAAGCAGCAACGGCAGCAGCUCGCAUGGGGUGCGAUACCUUGCUACUUACACACCGCUUCGACACUAUUGGGGAAAUGUCUUGCAAUCCAUCGUUUGGUGGAAUAGGCAAGGGUCAUCUCAUGCGAGAAAUUGAUGCACUCGGAGGAGUUUGUGGAAAGAUUUGUGAUGUGUCCGGAAUCAACUAUAAGGUCCUUAACAGAAGUAAAGGACCAGCUGUCUGGGGCUACCGUGCUCAGAUCGACAGAUCACUCUAUAAGAGAAACAUUCAGCAUUACAUCAGGCAACAUCCAAAUCUAACAAUCCUUUGCGGAAGCGUCGAGGAUCUUUUAAUAGUGAACCGAGGAAAAGCAAAGCGGUGCAGUGGAGUGUUGCUAAGUGAUGGCUCAAAAAUUGCGUCAGAGUGUGUGGUGCUCACAACCGGAACCUUCCUGAGAGGGCAGAUCAACAUAGGACUGGAAAGCUAUCCUGCAGGAAGAAUGGGAGACAAACCUUCUAUAGGACUUGCAGAGACUCUAGAAAAACUCAACUUUAAGCUGGGAAGGUUGAAGACAGGCACACCACCAAGACUUGACGGCAGGACAAUCGACUUCAGUAACCUUGAAGUUGUAAAUGCUGACAACCCCCCAGAACCAUUCUCAUUCAUGAACACCUCGGUUUGGAUAAAGCCAGAAGACCAGGUUUCCGUGUGUCUUACACAUACAGUACCUGAUAUCGAGAAACUUGUACUAGAUACCAUGCAUCUCAACAGACAUGUCAAAGAAGAAAUACGAGGCCCUAGGUACUGCCCAUCAAUUGAAUCUAAAGUGUUACGGUUUGGGGGACGGAACCAUCAAGUGUGGCUAGAGAAAGAGGGUUUUGACACAGAUGUUAUAUAUCCCAGUGGUAUUUCAUGUACACUCCCUGCUGAUCUUCAGGUCAAGCUUGUCCGCUACAUGCCAGGAUGUGAAAAAGCCGAGAUUAUACGCCCAGGUUAUGGCGUCGAAUACGACUACAUUGACCCAAGGCAGCUGAAACCAACCCUCGAGACCAAAGCAGUGCCAGGGCUGUUUCUUGCGGGUCAGAUCAAUGGUACAACUGGCUACGAGGAAGCAGCUGCGCAGGGUAUUGUCGCUGGCAUCAAUGCAGCGUGCACAGUACAGAAAAAAGACCCGUUUGUAGUAAAUCGUCUGGAAGCAUAUAUCGGCGUUCUGAUCGAUGACCUUACAACUCACGGAACUCUUGAGCCCUACCGCAUGUUCACAAGCCGAGCAGAAUUUAGGCUCAGUCUUCGACCAGAUAAUGCAGACCUGAGGCUUACAGAAAAAGGAUACAGGUGUGGAUCUGUUUGUGAAGAACGAUACAGAAGAACUGUUGAAAUCAGAAAUAUUUUACGUGAAGCCCAGCAGUUCUUAGGAUUGCAAACAAGAGCGGCAUGCCAAUGGAGCCAGCUUCUGAAUGUAGACCAAGGAAGAGGCUCCCCUGCACAAAAGAGUGCCUUAGAACUGCUCUCCGGCUCCCUUGUAACAGUAGAAGACAUGUCAACCAUAUUUCCUGAACAACUUGAGAACGUGAUGUCAUCAGACGGCCUGAAGGCAAGGCUGAAGAUCGAAGCAAUAUAUGCUGGUUUGGUUGCACUGCAAGAGAAAGAAAUUGAAGAGCUCACUAGAAAUGAACAGCUUCAGCUCCCUACCGACAUUGACUACAAGGACCCAUCGUUAAACUUGUCCAAUGAAGUUCGCACAAAGUUAGAAGAGGUGCGGCCUGUAACAUUUGGUGCAGCAAGCAGAAUCGUGGGAAUGACACCUGCAGCACUGCUGAGGCUCCUCCAGUUUGCACGGCAAGCUGAAAGGCUUUGUGAAGUUUAGGAUAUAAAUUAAAAAAUAUAAACUAUUAAAAUAUUAUGUUUUUCAA
Messenger RNA from Ornithodoros turicata, 2204 nucleotides. RefSeq names its product protein MTO1 homolog, mitochondrial-like. The transcript is spliced from 17 exons. Gene Ontology annotation, molecular function: flavin adenine dinucleotide binding. The record is from RefSeq and is a predicted model, not a curated record. Bases 152 to 2158 code for a protein of 668 amino acids. Gene Ontology annotation, cellular component: cytosol; mitochondrion. Lineage: Eukaryota; Metazoa; Arthropoda; Arachnida; Ixodida; Argasidae. Gene Ontology annotation, biological process: tRNA methylation; mitochondrial tRNA wobble uridine modification.